Messenger RNA from Lolium perenne, 1837 nucleotides. RefSeq names its product patatin-like protein 1. Gene Ontology annotation, biological process: lipid metabolic process. Gene Ontology annotation, molecular function: monoacylglycerol lipase activity; glycerophospholipase activity. The record is from RefSeq and is a predicted model, not a curated record. NCBI's taxonomy places the organism in Eukaryota, Viridiplantae, Streptophyta, Magnoliopsida, Poales, Poaceae.
UGGCACACCGAACAUUAUCCUCUCUGUCUGCGUGCCAUGGCUCUCUCCGUGCCAGCAAGCAGCCUUCUGGUGCCGCUACUCAUCAUCACCAUCACCAUUGUUCAAUUUUCGGUUCCGGCCGCCACAAGUAACGUCUCAUUCGGUCGAACCACCGCACAUGCUGAAGUCGGCGGAUUUGAGGACGUGUGCCGCGGCGCCCGGCCGGGUACGCCGGCGCAGAUGGUGAAUGUCCUCACCAUCGACGGGGGUGGUAUAAGGGGCCUUAUACCGGGUACCAUCCUCGCCUACCUCGAAGGCAAACUCCAGGACCUUGACGGGCCUGACUCAAGGCUCGCAGACUACUUUGAUUGCAUUGCCGGCACGAGCACGGGUGGCCUCAUCGCAGCGAUGCUGACCGCACCCGGCGAAGACAACCGCCCACUCUUCGCCGCCAAGGACAUCAACCCGUUCUACAUCGAGAACGGCCCGGCUAUCUUCCCCCAAAGGACAAACACGUUCUUCGCUUUUAUGGCAUCGCUGAUACGCCCGAAGUAUGAUGGCAAGUAUCUGCGGAACAAGAUUAAGAGCAUGCUUGGCAACACGAGGGUGCGCAAUACGCUCACCAACAUUGUGAUACCAACAUUCGACAUCCAGCUGCUCCAUCCCAUCAUCUUCUCCACAUACGAUGCCAAGAACAUGCCUCUGAAGGAUGCACUGCUCUCGGAUGUCUGUAUCAGCACCUCCGCUGCUCCAACCUACCUCCCAGCUCACUACUUCCAGACCAGUGACGCCGAUGGCAAGACGCGCGAGUACAAUCUCAUUGACGGCGGUGUCGCCGCUAUCAAUCCGACAUUAAUUACCAUGACGCAGAUCAUCAAGAACAUCAUGAGAAAAGGCAAGGAGAAAAUGUACCCAGCGAAGCAGACGGACUGCAAAUUCCGGGUGGUGUCCAUCGGGACCGGGUCAUCGUCAGAUCAUGGUCUCUACACGGCAAAGCGGUCCUCCCGGUGGGGCAUUAUCAGGUGGCUGAUCCCCAUCGUUGACAUUUUCAUGGAGGCCAGCUCCAGUGUCGUCGACAUCCAGGCUUCCAUGCUCUUCGAGUGGUUGCACCGCAAAGCCAGCUACCUCCGUAUCCAGGACAACUCGCUCCGGGGCGCGGCGGCCACUGUGGACGUGGCUACGCCGGAAAACAUGCAGGAGCUUAUAAGGAUUGGUGAGCGGAUGCUUGAUCAGCCCGUAUCAAGGGUGGACGUCGAGACAGGAAAGUAUGUGGUUGUUCCUGGGGCGGGGAGCAACGCAAAAGCGCUCGCCAGGCUCGCGAGGCAGCUUUGGGAGGAAAGCAGGACGAGGAAGCGGCAUAGCGCAAGCGGUGGAGAGUAAGUGCUGGCUGUUUAAACUACUACCUCCGAUCCAUAACAGGGUUUGUUCAGUUAUGCCCGUCCAUACAGGCAUGGUUUGCACCCAAGCUGGAUUGGCCAACUGAACAUGCCUAAGAACUGCGACUUAAUUGGCGCGACUCCUAAAUUGGAGCGAGUCUUGUUUUGGACCAGAGGGAGUAGUGAUUUUUUUUUUUGAAAAGAGAGGAAGUAGUGAUUUAAGUAAUGUGCAGAAGUAGCAUUAGACGGCUGGAUUUGUUAUGAUAGUAAGGUUGUCGAAUCUUCGUCUGUCAGUUUCAACUUUUCAAGAGUGCUGCCCAGUUGAGGUUCUGCAGCUCGGCUUGUAGAAGGCAUCCAAGCCACACUUCUCUCGCAUAUAGGCAUUGGGUAAUAAUAUGAUCUACAUUGUCCUCCUCAACUGACGCAAGCAUCGGGUAGAUCUUGCAGCCCAUGUCCGACGGCGAACAGAUGCCCACAGCCGA